Molecule: messenger RNA, 1308 nt
Organism: Strongylocentrotus purpuratus (purple sea urchin)
Lineage: Eukaryota; Metazoa; Echinodermata; Echinoidea; Camarodonta; Strongylocentrotidae
Product: calcium load-activated calcium channel-like
Exons: 6
Coding region: 117-668 (183 amino acids)
Biological process (GO): endoplasmic reticulum calcium ion homeostasis
Cellular component (GO): endoplasmic reticulum membrane; cytoplasm; endoplasmic reticulum
Molecular function (GO): calcium channel activity
Source: RefSeq, a predicted model, not a curated record
UCUAUCUAUAUCAAGCAUCUAACUUCUUCUUGACAUGUCUUGAGCAUUUUUCUGUACAAAAAUUGCAUUUUUAUUUUCAAUUUAGCGUUAAUCUUAGAAUCAACUUAAUUGAAAUCAUGUUUGCAGAUACUUUACUCAUCAUUUUUAUUUCGGUCGGUACAGCAUUGCUGUCAGAAGGAAUCACAUACAUCUUGGUAUACAGGACUGAGACAUACAAGAAGCUGAAAGCUGAGGUAGAAAAACAAAGCAAGAAACUGGAAAGGACGAAAGAAGCGCUUGGUGAUUCAUCGGACAAGAACCAGAAGAAAAAGCUUGAGCGUCAGGAAGAAAAGUUGAAGACAAACAGCAGGGAUCUUUCCAUGGUCAAGAUGAAAUCUAUGAUUGUUAUUGCAUUCACGUUCACUUCGCUAAUGAGCAUGUUCAACUCAAUAUUUGAUGGUCGUGUCGUUGCCAAACUCCCGUUCACACCUAUAUCCUGGUUACAUGGUAUCUCGCAUCGUAAUCUUCUUGGAAAUGACUUCACAGAUUCCUCUUUCAUCUUUCUCUAUAUACUGUGCACCAUGUCAAUCCGGCAGAAUAUUCAGAAGCUCCUUGGGUUCGCACCUUCUCGAGCUGCAGCCAAGCAGUCUGGAGGCUUUUUCGGUCAGGCACAGCCAGGAGUUAAAUAGCGCCCUCAACGUAAAUAGCAGCCAGAGAGUGUCCUUUGUAUCAACGGUUCUUUUUUAAUCAUCAAUUGUUACUUAAAGCCCCACUGUACUACUUGUAGCUACUUGCUCCCUCUAUAUAGAAAACAAUGCCUAAUCGGUGACCUUUGCUCCCCCAUGAUCCUCUUUUUCUUAUGUUAAUUGAGAGCUGAGUUGAUGAGAUAGCCACCUGUCAGUGACCACCCUGGGUGGUCUAAUUCCUCCUAGCCAAACUAGUACAGACGGCCUUUAAAGGGUAGGGUUAGGGUUGAGGUCAGUUCAAAGGUAAGAGUUCGAUAUAGUGUUUGAGCCAGGGUUAAAGUAGGGCUCGACUCUCCACCCAUGUAUUAAUGAGUACCAAAUAUGCUGGAGCUCGUCUAUGAAUGGGGUAAUAAACUUGGAUUGACUUAAGUUGGACUUGAACUAUGGCAGGCCCUUCAUGCCACUGGUUGCUCUCUCAAGGGACGUCACAAAUCUACAGAAUUUACCUUUUUUUGAUCGUUCAUUGUUGAAGAAAAAAAAGUUAUUUACAUUGUAAUCUUAAGUUACAUUUAAGACUUGGACUUACACUAUGGUAGGUGAUUUAUGCCCUUAAAAAGUCUUGAACCAGAUGUAAUUUUAGAGG